Molecule: messenger RNA, 2985 nt
Organism: Eimeria maxima
Lineage: Eukaryota; Apicomplexa; Conoidasida; Eucoccidiorida; Eimeriidae
Exons: 6
Coding region: 1-2985 (994 amino acids)
Biological process (GO): NLS-bearing protein import into nucleus; protein localization to nuclear inner membrane; nuclear pore organization
Cellular component (GO): nuclear pore; nuclear pore central transport channel
Molecular function (GO): structural constituent of nuclear pore
Source: RefSeq, a predicted model, not a curated record
AUGUUUGGAGCCGCAGCCCAAGGGGCCGGCACAGGGGGGGGCCUCUUCGGCUCGGCCUCGCAAACCCCAGCGGCAACAGGGGGGGGCACUGGCCUCUUUGGAGGCGGGAACACAGCAGCAGCUGCUGCACCAGCAACAGGGACUGGAGCAGCCAACACUGCAACGGGAACAGGCUUCGGCUUGUUCGGGGCGGCCUCCGCAGCAGCACCUGCUGCCACGACCACGACUGGGGGGGGACUCUUCGGGGCUACUGCUACCCCAGCUGCUGCUCCUGCUGCUACAGGUGGGGGCCUCUUCGGGUCUAGUACUACUGCUGCUGCUCCUGCUGCUACAGGUGGGGGCCUCUUCGGGUCUAGUACUACGGCUGCUGCUCCUGCUGCUACAGGUGGGGGGCUCUUCGGGUCUAGUACUACGGCUGCUGCUCCUGCUGCUACAGGGGGUGGCCUCUUCGGGUCCACUGCUACUCCUGCAGCAACUCCUGCUGCUACGACGGGGGGUGGCCUCUUCGGGUCCACUGCUACUCCUGCAGCAACUCCUGCUGCUACAACGGGGGGUGGCCUCUUCGGGUCUACUACUGCUGCUGCCGCUACUCCUGCUGCUGCUCCUGCUGCUACUGGGGGUGGCCUUUUUGGCAAGCCCGCUGCAGCAACAACAACAGGUACUACUGGCGGGGGCCUCUUUGGCGCCAGCACUGCGGGUACCACAGCUACAGGCACAGGAGGAGGGGGUCUCUUUGGUAGUUUAUCUACGACAGGGGCCCCCAGCACCACUGCUACUACAACUCCUGCUGCAGGGACAACAACCGGGGGGCUUUUCGGGUCGAAUACUACAGCAGGAGCUGCAGCACCUGCUGCAGCAACUGGGGGCGGUCUCUUCGGGGCUGCCAAGCCUGCUGCAGGGACGACAACCACAGGGGGCCUCUUUGGCAGCAGCACUAGCAACACCGGAGGCGGCCUCUUUGGAAGCAGCACCAACACCAACACCACCAGCAGCAACACAGGAGGGCUGUUCGGCAGCAGCAGCAGCACUGGCGGGGGUCUCUUCGGCAGCAGCAGCACCACCGCGACAACCGGUUCUGGCGGCCUGUUUGGCGGCAGCACCAAUGCGGGUAGCAGCACCACUACUGGAGGCAGCAGCAGCAGCAACUUGAAAGCAAUCAACAUCAGCACAGCAGCUUUUGCUUCUGUUGACUGGCGUGCUGCUGCGCUGCUGCCGCGGCAGCCAACUCUAGAAAGCUUAGGGCGUGUGCUGCAGCAGCUACCUCAGGGGGCGAGGGAUGUGGAGAUACACCUGAGAGAACAGGAGAGACAGCUUGAGUCUCUGCAGGCACAAACACGAGCACUGAAGAAGUCCUUCGGUUCCUUAGAGGGAGGUCUAGCAGCAGAAGCAGCAAGAGUUGCUGCUGCAGGGCAUCGUGUUGCUGUAAUGAGCCGCCAGAGCAACGCUGUGCGGCCCUUACUGGAGAGAGAUAAAAAUUUAUGUCUUCAAGUCGAGCAGCUGUAUCAACAGCUCGUUCAGAACCUCGCCGUUGCAGCAGCAGGAGCAGCUGCCCAAGGAGCAGAUGUGCCCUGCGCUCUGCCACUACAGGUCCCGUGUGCACUGGCUACCCCCUGCAUUCAGCAGCUGCUGAAGUCUGUCGAGGCUGCCCACGACCGGCUGUCUCUGUUGGAGGCGCAGGUUCAGGAACUCCGCUGUGCCCAAGAAGGGAGCCCCUCAGGCGGAGGUGUGGGCCCCUGCUUUGCUGGGGCACCCCAGUCAACAAGUUGUGGUGGGCCCUCCUCUGGCAGGGGCGAUGGCGUCUUAAUUGCGGAGAUCGUCGCAGCCCAGAGAGACCUUCUGUGUAAUGCGUCGAAGAGGGCGCUUGUCUGUCUGGAGGCAGCUCAGGAGGCCCAGGAGGCCCUCGAGCAGGCAGGAGUUAAACUGGUGCCACCCAGCGAAGAAGAGGAGACAACAGAAAUGCAGCCCAGCCAAGGAGACAAAGCUUCUUUCGCUGGUGGCGGGGGGGCCCUCCUGGGAGAUAACAAUUCACUUCUCGGCAGCCUCCAGCAGCCCGGCACACCUGCUGGUGGGGGGCUCUUUGGAUCCGCGGGGGCCACACAAGGAGGCGGUUCGACUCUUUUUGGGGGGGCUUCUGGGGCUGGUGGUGGUCUCUUUGGCACCCAGAACGCAGGCCAGCAGCAGCAGGGGACCCCUGCCACCGGAGGUUUAUUUGGAACGUCAGGUAGUGGGGGCCUCUUUGGAGCUGCGAACAACACUGCAGCAGGAGGAGGUGUAGCGGCAAAAGGGGGGGGCCUCUUCGGCACUAGCGCGGGAGGCGGGGGUCUAUUUGGAGCAGGAGGUGCUCAAAGCACCACCAGUACUACUCAGCCGGGUACAGGAGUGGGCCUCUUUGGGACCUCUACCGGCACCCAAGGUACUGGUGGCGGCCUCUUUGGCAGCAACCCUCAGCAGCAACAACAGCAGCCAGCCACAGGGGGCCUCUUCGGAUCCAACACAGCGACACAGAGCGGCGGAGGUGGCGGCCUCUUUGGGGCCUCUGCGGCAACCCCAUCAACGGGGACGGGUGGAGGACUCUUUGGCAGCACCCAGCAGCAGACAAACACCGCAAGUGCUGGGGGCCUCUUUGGGGCCAACAGCAAUACUCAGCAGGGUACGGGAGGGGGCCUCUUUGGGGCCUCUAAUAAUACUCAGCAGGGUACAGCUGGUGGUCUCUUUGGGGCCAACAGCGGUACUCAGCAAGGUACAGGGGGUGGCCUCUUUGGGGCCUCGACUAAUACCCAGCAAGGUACAGGGGGGGGCCUCUUCGGGGCCUCGACUAAUACCCAGCAAGGUACAGGGGGGGGCCUCUUCGGGGCUACCACUGGCACCCAGGGUACGGGGGUGGGCCUCUUUGGGGCCUCGAAGACGGCGCAGACUGGUGGGGGACUAUUCGGUAACACCCAGCAGACCGCCCUGGGGGGCGGUCUGUUUGGUACGAAGAAGUGA